GUGGCACUCACCCCAACGACCAGAGAGAUCCACCAGAUGGCGCUCACCCCAAUAAACCAGAGAUCCACCAGGUGGCGCUCGACCCCCGUAGCCUGGAUUCCUAAUGAACCCCCGAGGAAGAACCAUGUUGACGGCUACUGUAAGAUAGCAGUACAUAACAGGAAUAAACAUGGACAAGAAGAAACCUUUCAAAGUGACAUCUUCUUCCCUGGUGGACCUGAAGGCUGAACUCUACAGGAAGCAGGAGCAGUGCAAACACGAGAAACUCUGCCAGGAAAAUGGUGCAACUGGCGUCAAAACCAAAGUCACUGUCAAGAAACCCAACGUGUGGACCAAGCAGAACGAGGGUGUGUCUGAACGGAAUCAGAAGGAUGUGGAGCAGGCGUCCGAAGUGGAGAUCAACCUGGAUAAGUCCAGGAGCAAAUUAGAAGAAAAGGCCAAACUCUACGAGCAAAUGAUCAAAGGGAACCUUCCAGAUGAGGAGACGGAGGCCAUGUUUCUGGUCGAUUUCACCCAGAAGAUUAUCGACCGGAAGAAAGAAACCCGGGACCAGAUGGAGAGGGAAGAAGAGGAGAGAACCAUGGCCGCCCCCGUCCCGGAGCCCCAGAACCCGGGGGAGGAGUGGGUGGAUUAUGUGGACGGUCUCGGGCGCUCUCGGAGGUGCAUGAAGAGAGAUCUGCCGGGCUUCAGGAAGAUGGAUCAGAGUCUCACUGGCACAAUAAACACGUCCACAGAGAAGACCCUGCUGUCGGAGGACAUGCGGCGCGACCUGCAGCGACAGCAGUGGGAGCGGGAGGAGGAGGAGGCGAUGAGCAGGCCCAUCGGGCCCGUCCACUUUGAGGACAUCAGGGAACAAGAGGCUCGUGAGCUCGGUGUGGGCUACUUCGCCUUCUCUCAGGACCGGGAGCAGCGCGACAAGCAGAGGGAGACCCUGGACAUGCUCAGAGACCAGACCACAGAGCAGCGCGGUAAGCGAGAGCUGCUGAAGGACAAGAGGAAGGCGCUCCUGCAGGCGCGCCUGGCAAAGGUGAGGCAGAGGAAGAUGAAGGGGAGGCCCGAGGACGAGCUGAAGACGGAGGAGGUCGAAGACGAGGGAGAGGACGCGAUCGGCCCCUCGCCCGCGGCCCCGGAGAACCCAGUCGUCAGGCCGGACCGCCGAGUGGAGGUGGAGGUCCAGGAGAGGAAGGACACCAGGCCCGGGGUUCCCCACGUCAGGGAGUGGGACCGCGGCAAAGAGUUCAUGCUGGGUGAAUGGACGGACCGCCGGCGGCAGGAGAGGGACUCGGAGUUCGCUCCUCCGUCCGCGUACUACGCCGAGAAGAGGCCGCGGCAGGAGAGGUCCUCCGCUGGCGGGAGGUCCUUCGCUCAGGAGAGCACCUCCAGGAUGUCCUUCAAGUGGUCGGGCAGCUCAGCAAAGAGCUCCUCCGGCCGGGAGGAACCGGAGCCUGAAGGACCCCCGGUCGGACCCCCGGUCGCCCCCCCUCAGCUCCGCCCCACGGCGCCCGUUGCCAUGGCGCCCGUUGCCACGGCGCCCGUUGCCACGGCGCCCGCUCCAACGCAGAGCCGAGCGGCACCGCGACAUGAGCCCCCCAGGCCUGCCGCUGCACCGACCACGCCGUCGAAGCCGCCGCCCCCGGCGGUACCCUACACCCAGGGCCCCGCCCCCUUCAGCUUCCCCUUCCCCGCGCCCCCACAGCGCUCUCCCUUGGAACCUCCAGCCGGACCCCCGGCCUACGCUGCUCCGCCUCGCCCCCCUCCCCCGUUCCCCCCUCAGUACCCUGGGCAGUACUCCCCUCUCUAUCCCCCUCCCCCACAGAGUCUCCCUCGACCGCCCCCCCCUGGGGAACAGCCACUGUACCCCCCUGGGAGUCAGGCCCUGUACCCCCCAGGGGACCAGCCACUGUACCCCCCUGGGAGUCAGGCCCUGUACCCCCCUGGGAGUCAGGCACUGUACCCCCCAGGGGAACAGCCACUGUACCCCCCUGGGAGUCAGCCACUGUACCCCCCAGGAGAACAGCCACUGUACCCCCCUGGGGACCAGCCCCUGUACCCCCCUGGGAGUCAGGCCCUGUACCCCCCAGGGGAUCAGCCACUGUACCCCCCAGGGGAUCAGCCACUGUACCCCCCUGGGGCCCAGGCCCUGUACCCCCCAGGGGAACAGCCACUGUACCCCCCUGGGGCCCAGGGCAUGUACCCCCCUGGCUGCCCGCCCACGGCCGGCUCCCAGAGCCUGGAUGACAUGCUCUCCUUCUACAAGAGCUCCUCUUAGAGUUCACCUCUGAGCCCUUAGAGCUCAUUCGAGUUCAGCGCUCUGAACAGUCAGCGCUCCUAUAGAGUUCAGCGCUCUGAACAGUCAGCGCUCCUAUAGAGUUCAGCGCUCUGAACCAUUAGAGGUCCUAUAGAGUUCAGCGCUCCUAGAGUUCAGCGCUCUGAACCAUUCGAGCGCAUAUAGAGUUCAGUACGCUGAACCAUUAGAGCUCCUAUUAGUGUUCAGCGCUCUGAACAGUUAGAGCUCCUAUAGAGCUCCUACACUCAACAAUCAGUUAAAAUGUGGACUUGUGCUUCUAAGAUGCGAGUUGUUGUAUCUUACCGAAACCUUCCCAUAGGAAAGAGAUUGAAACUGCCUUUUGCUGUUUGAGCCUUUAUUAACAUCUAACGGUGAUGUUUACACGAGUGAAGUCCUUUGCAACUAAACAUGUAUAUUAUACAUUUAGUCUUGAGGUUUUUGUUUCUCAAGUUUGCCCCACAUUGUUUUUCUCAUUAAACCUCAUCUCACCUACUUUUUGAGUAUUUAUUAAUUGAUUUGAAUUGAAAAUGUUUUUAUUUCAAACAAGUUAAUUAUAAUAAUAGAAAAAAAGCAAUAAUAAACAAAAUAAAUGAUACAAGUCA
Gadus chalcogrammus (walleye pollock) is the source of this 2889-nucleotide messenger RNA. RefSeq names its product coiled-coil domain containing 174 (gene ccdc174). Lineage: Eukaryota; Metazoa; Chordata; Actinopteri; Gadiformes; Gadidae. Gene Ontology annotation, cellular component: nucleus. The record is from RefSeq and is a predicted model, not a curated record. Bases 170 to 2269 code for a protein of 699 amino acids. The transcript has 11 exons.